GAGCCAGAAGAUAGCUAAACAAAGGAUUACUCAGCAAGCAUGCAUUUGAACCCCAAGUCACAACUUUCAUCAAACCUCCGUUGGAUCAUUCACUGCUCCUCCUUCCUUCACAACCAAUGACUUCCUUUUACCUCAACUCCUUACUCCCUCUUCCUGCUUCUCAUCCCCAGAAACUUCUUGAACCCUCUCCUUCCUCUUUGUUGAGCACUUCUAGCUCUAACGAAGUUGCUCUGAAACCGAUCGUCAUCAAUGGAGACCCACCCACUUUCGUCUCUGCUCCUUCUCGCCGUAUCAUCGCUGUCGGAGACCUUCACGGAGAUCUGAGUAAAGCCAGAGAUGCCCUUCAGCUUGCCGGUGUUUUAAGCUCCGACGGAAGAGACCAAUGGAUUGGUGAAGACACUGUAUUAGUCCAAGUAGGAGAUAUACUGGAUCGUGGCGAGGAUGAGAUUGCAAUACUCUCCUUAUUGAGGUUACUUGAUGAACAGGCCAAAGCUAACGGUGGAGCUGUUUUCCAGGUUAAUGGGAACCAUGAGACGAUGAACGUUGAAGGAGACUUCAGAUACGUAGACACGAGAGCGUUUGAUGAGUGUAUAGACUUUCUUGACUACUUGGAGGACUAUGCACAAGACUAUGACAAAGCUUUUAAGAAUUGGAUUUUCGAGUCAAGACAAUUUAAAGAAGAUAGGAAGAGUUCUCAAACCUAUUGGGAUCAAUGGAAUGUAGUCAAGAGGCAAAAGGGAGUGAUUGCAAGGUCAGUCCUUUUCAGACCAGGUGGUCGUUUAGCAUGUGAGUUGGCUCGUCAUGGAGUUAUCUUGCGUGUUAACAACUGGGUGUUCUGCCACGGUGGUCUCCUUCCUCACCACGUUGCAUAUGGUGUAGAGAGGAUAAACAGAGAAGUCUCUACUUGGAUGAAGAGCUCUAGUGACGAUGAAGAUAGUCCUGAGAUGCCAUUUAUUGCAACUCGAGGGUAUGAUAGUGUGGUUUGGAGCAGGCUUUACUCAAGAGAGACCUCUGAUCUGAAUGAAUAUCAAAUUGAACAGGUAAGUAAAAUUCUCCGGGACUCUCUUGAAGCUGUUGGUGCCAAGGCGAUGGUGGUAGGACAUACUCCUCAGUUAUCAGGCGUAAACUGUGAAUAUGGUUGCGGCAUAUGGAGAGUUGAUGUAGGAAUGUCCAGUGGUGUUCUGGACUCUAGACCAGAGGUUUUAGAGAUAAGAGGGGACAAAGCUAGAGUUAUAAGGAGCAACCGGGACAGACUUCAUGAACUUCAAGUUGCAGAUUACAUUUAAAAAGCUCUUAGUGACAAGAAACAGACUCUGGUGGCUUGCACAAAUAAAAAGCAGCAGAAGUUUCAGACAAGACCCACAUGAAAGACAUGCAGCUGAGGUGAGGCCAAACUUUCAAGUCUAUGUAUGUAUUGUAUAUACAUUGUAUGUGAAUCAUAAGAAACACGGUAUUCAUCAAGUAAGAGGUUUGUAUAGCAAAACACUAUAUAGGUAAUGAUAUUAUAAGGGGAAAGUAUACUACUAUUUUGUUACCAAUCAAAUGUGGAUUCAG
Eruca vesicaria subsp. sativa (arugula) is the source of this 1554-nucleotide messenger RNA. Lineage: Eukaryota; Viridiplantae; Streptophyta; Magnoliopsida; Brassicales; Brassicaceae. The record is from the annotation of a GenBank genome assembly.